AGGUGAAAGGAAGGAAGGAGCGGCAAGUUUAUAUUAUUUUGUGCUCCGACAAGGUGGAUGAUGUUAGCUCCGGCAGCAAUCUCUUCUUCUUCUUCUUCUUCUUCUGAGGGGGUUGCACUUGCACCAGAUGCUCAAGUGAAAGGAAUCACUAGUCUUUUGACCUGUACGAAUGAUGACCAUGGAGGUAUCCUCGUCGAAAUGACCAAGGACCCCAUGGACGCUGCUUUCUUCACCACGUUAUUGCGGGCUUCUGUUUCUCAUUGGAGACACCAGGGUAAGAGGGGUGUUUGGAUCAAAAUGCCAAUUCAGCUCGCAAACCUUGUUGAGCCUGCUGUUAAGGAGGGAUUUUAUUUUCACCACGCUGAGCCACAAUACCUGAUGCUAGUAUACUGGAUUCCUGAAACUGCUUGCACACUUCCAAUAAAUGCUACUCAUCGAGUGGGUAUUGGUGCAUUUGUCAUGAAUAAAAAUGGAGAGGUACUGGUGGUCCAAGAAAAGAGUGGAACAUUCAGAGGCACAGGAGUAUGGAAAUUUCCAACAGGUGUUGCUGAUCAGGGGGAAGACAUUUGUGCUGCAGCUGUAAGAGAAGUAAAAGAAGAAACUGGAAUAGAGACGAGGUUUGUAGAAAUACUUGCAUUCAGACAGAGUCACAAGUCAUUUUUUGAUAAGUCGGAUUUGUUCUUCGUCUGCCUUAUGCAUCCUCUUUCAUUUGAGAUCCAGGUCCAAGAGACAGAGAUAGAAGCUGCACAGUGGAUGCCAUACGAGGAGUAUGCAGCUCAGCCAUUUGUCCAAACACAUGAACUUUUCCGGUACAUUGUUGAUAUAUGUGCUGCAAAGAGAGAGGGGAAAUAUUCUGGGUUUUCUCCAGUGCCUACAGCCACGAGUUUCUCUCGCAAAAGCUGCUACUUGUACAUGAACAAGCAGAACUUAACAAAUCAGUGAAUUUCCAAAAGCAAUCUCUCCAAAUUUGGUGGUAGGGGGAUCCUUUCAUCCCAGUUAUUAUGGACAAGUGUUAAUAAAGUCCAUGAUAAUUUAUCUGUUUCCUUCAUGUCUUUUUUUCAUUUUGUUUGCUUUCAAGAUGGGCAAUGGGGUGGACCUUCUAUUUAUUUGCCUCUUACAAUUAUGCCAAGUUCCUUAAAGCUGUUUUCAAUCUUGCUGAUAAGGUUAGGUACAGUAAUAUACUUUGUAACCAUGUGGCUAUCAUCAUGUGGAUGAUGCAUGAAAUAUGUAAUAUUCUUAUGUGAUUAUGAAAUAUGUAAUUGUACCUGGUUUUUUUG
Molecule: messenger RNA, 1277 nt
Organism: Impatiens glandulifera
Lineage: Eukaryota; Viridiplantae; Streptophyta; Magnoliopsida; Ericales; Balsaminaceae
Product: nudix hydrolase 2
Exons: 8
Coding region: 58-942 (294 amino acids)
Molecular function (GO): NADH pyrophosphatase activity; ADP-ribose diphosphatase activity; NAD binding
Source: RefSeq, a predicted model, not a curated record